AAUUGUUAAAACUCGGGACGCGCUUGACAUAGGGGGCAUACCUCUCGGAGACUUCUGGACCGCAACUUUGACACGCAGAGAGAAAUGUUCUGCACAGGGAUUUCAAUAGGCUACCUUUCUGAAGUUUGUGGACAAUACAACUGUAUUAAAGGGAUUUGAGCCUCAUAGACACGUCGAUAAAGUGGAUAAGAAAUAGCACUGUUUUGAGCACAUUUCGGGACUACAUUUUGCCGGAUUACACAAGGACUCCACCACUAUGGCGCCCUUCCUCCCCCUCCUCCUCCUCCUCUCCUCCUCUUCCUCUGUCCUCUCCAGUGACUGUCCAGAGGAUUGCUCUUGUCAGGCCCAGGGUUCCAUCUUCUGCAUCCAGCGUCGUUCCACCGUCGUCCCCCGCGGCCUCCCUUCCUCUGUGAAACAUCUCUACGUCUUCCAGAACGGCAUCAACACUUUAGCCCAGGAAGACUUCACAGGCCUGGGGGAACUGGAGAUGCUGGACCUGUCCCAGAAUAAACUCACGGAGGUCCCGGAUGGGGUCUUUGAAACGCUAUCUUCGCUGAGGAAUCUCGAUUUGUCCGCAAACUACAUUACCCACAUCGCCAAGGAUAGCUUCUCCGGAUUGGUGCAACUCGAGAGGCUGUAUCUCCACGGCAACCUCAUCAAGAGCAUCCAAUCGGAGGCCUUCGAAGUUCUGGAGGAUCUUCUGGAACUGAAGCUCCAGGGGAACCAGUUGACCGGUCUCCCAAUGCUCCGUCUCCCCAGCCUUCUCCUCCUUGAUCUCAGCUUCAACUCUCUCCCGACGCUGGGUCCCCAAGACCUCCAGACCCCCCACCUCGAGUCGCUCAAAGUGGCUGCGUUGGGGCUCACCACCCUGGACUCAGAUCUGAUGGCCUCCCUGGGGAACCUCCAUGACCUUGAUGUGUCCCAGAACCAGCUGGAGGGGAUGCCUGAAGCAUUGAAGGCCACCCGGGGGCUUAUCAAGCUCAGCCUGGCUGCCAACCCCAUUGGGGAGCUCCGGAACGAGGACUUCCAGAGUCUGGUGGGUCUCCAGGAGCUGGAUCUCAGUGGGCUGAACCUCCAGGGCUUGCCCCAGGGUUUCUUCCAGCUCUUCCCCAGGCUGGGGCACCUCACGGCGGCCGAGAAUCCCUUCAACUGUCUCUGUCCUCUGGCCUGGUUCCCUGGCUGGCUGAAAGAGAAGAAUGUGGAUCUGGGACGCACAGAGGAGACAAGGUGCCACUUCCCACCAGUGAAUGCUGGCAAGGUGCUGGCGGCGCUGGACCAUCAAGAUUUCGGCUGUCCACCUACGACCACUGUCAUGACGAAUGCCCUAGGGGAGGGGAGUACUUCCGCACCCCCCAUUCCGACUACAUCCCCUGGAAACACACAUACCAACGCCAUCCCCCCACCUCCGCCAUUCCCUAGUGAUGAACCAUCCUCAACGGAGACAGACAUUGAGAGUCGUCCCCCUCCUCCAGCUUCUCCGACUACCGCUUUCAGGGAUGAGGGCCACAUCUGCCCGCCGAACAUCUGCCUCAAUGGGGGUACGUGCCGCUUCGAUCCUCUGGGACAGCUUGGAUGUCUCUGUCCCCGCGGAACUAUGGGCUUGUACUGCGAGAACCUGGAGUCGUCUAAACACAACCAGCCACCUCUCCAAACCUCCGCCCCCGAGGUUAUGGCAUCCAUGGUCGCCCCCAUUGUAACCUCUGAUCCCAAUGACAUCAGUUCCCGUCAGGUGACCUCCACGUCCAUCCUCCUCGACCUGCACCGUUUCCUCGAGACGAGGCCACACAUCCGCGGGAUUAAGCUGACCUACCGGAACCUCUCAGGGCCCGACCGGCGCCCCAUGUCCCUCAGCGUCCCCGCCUCGUACCCAGAAUACACCCUCCGAGGGCUCCGGCCCAACUGUACCUACUCGGUGUGCGCCAGCCCCCUGGCAGAGAGGGUGAACGGGGGUGGAGGCGGUGGAGGUAGCCCUACCGAGGGAGGGUCUUGUAUGGAGGCUCGUACCGAGGGAGGUCCCCAAGCUUCGUCCUUGGAGCCCCAGGUGGAUGAUCAGAGCCAGCUCACCUACACCCUCAUCCCAGCCUUGGCUGCUCUCGCCCUGGUCACGGGGGUGGCGGUGGUGGCCAUCCUGGUUCUUUUCCUCCGGAGGAGACGGGCUCACAUGGCGCUGGAAGGGGGUGAGAUGGGACCAAUGGAACUGGAGGGCCUUAAGGCUUGUCUGGAGAACGGCGUGGGGAACGGGGGCACCCUACCCCACAAGGGAGCGGAUAUCGCCCCCUGUCACACCUCCAUCCCGACCCAGCCACAAAAUGGCGGAUCGUCACAUCCCCUUCCACAAAAUGGUGGUUUAGAAUAUGAGGCCCCCCUCAUGAAGGGACAGGGGCACUGUCCAUCGAAUAAUAAUGUGGCAUCCUUGAAGCCAUCGUAUUUCUAGAAACUCAGUCUGUUGUCUUCAUGGAUUUCUUAAUAUUUCUCAAUGAGACUCAAUGUACUCAAUGACAUUCAGAGCUAUGGAAUGGAACAGAAGUAACUACCCCUGUAGAGGGUAACGCUACGCCCCGUUAUCUCUAAGUGGAUGGGAGGACUCUACCAUUAUGAGGCAGUGAAAGGGGGGUGUUUUAGCUCAUCCAGCAGAGUUCAAGUUGAUAGAAAUGUAACAAGUAUUUAAACCUAAAGUGCAAUCGCCAUGCCAAAAAGGGUCUUAUAAUCGGACUGAAAACGGAAGUGCCUUCUUGCAUUGACAUGAUAUGCUGUAAUAAUGAUGCUUUUAUUUUUGAAAUGUUGAUGUUUUGAAAAGAGCUGCAUUGAAUGAGUUUGCAAUCCUUUUGCUGGAUCAGGAGAUUGGGAGAGCAGGGUUUGUGGAGGUAUGGGGAAGGCACAGAGUCAAGGUUGGGAGGAGUAGAGGUGGGGUGCAGAGGUAGAGAUAGAGACACAGGUGUGUGUGUGCUAUGUAAACUGUUCAGCACUUCCGGAAAUGAACGAGGCACCCCUCCCCACCUGCCCCCUGGGAUAACUUGCACUGAAAAGAAGAGAAUCUCUCUGCAACAGGGUGAAAUGCUGAUUCUGUAGAGAUGGUACCACGGAUAGAAUACGGUUUUAGACGACAUUACCACCAGUCAGAUUUCCCUUCAUCCUGCUACCCCCCCCCCCCCCCCCCCCCUUACAGUUGGUGC
Oncorhynchus mykiss (rainbow trout) is the source of this 3173-nucleotide messenger RNA. The record is from RefSeq and is a predicted model, not a curated record. Lineage: Eukaryota; Metazoa; Chordata; Actinopteri; Salmoniformes; Salmonidae.